Messenger RNA from Chelonia mydas (Green sea turtle), 4153 nucleotides. RefSeq names its product zinc finger protein 345. The transcript is spliced from 3 exons. Bases 361 to 2184 code for a protein of 607 amino acids. Gene Ontology annotation, cellular component: nucleus. The record is from RefSeq and is a predicted model, not a curated record. NCBI's taxonomy places the organism in Eukaryota, Metazoa, Chordata, Testudines, Cheloniidae. Gene Ontology annotation, molecular function: RNA polymerase II cis-regulatory region sequence-specific DNA binding; DNA-binding transcription factor activity, RNA polymerase II-specific. Gene Ontology annotation, biological process: regulation of transcription by RNA polymerase II.
GGGGGCUCCCGGCGGACGGGCAGAGGCAGCUCUGCGGGACGCGCCGCAGGAGAGUUACCGGGCUCCGGGCUCGCUGGCUGCGGCGCUGCCCCGCGGGGAUCAGGAGCUCGCGGGCUCUGGCGGCCCCGGGGCAGCUCCGGCUCAGGGCUCUUCCCCGCUGAGAUUUCUGGGGGACCGGCCCCGCGGCCCCGGGACUGUCACCCCCAGCGCGGAUCCCGUGUCCCCCAGCAGGGAGCGGGGCCCGGGGUAAACCCAGGGCGGGUUCCCCGGACCGAGACCUCGGGGGACAUUUCACCGAGCCCCGUCUCGCCUGUUUCCUUCCCCAGAGCGGGACUCCCCGUCCCGGCCGGGAUCCCCCGCAUGGAGCCAGGGGAAGAGCCGAGGGUCCCGGAUCUCCCGGGCUCCGAGGAAAGGGAGACCCCGAGAGGCGCCCGCCCAGCAGGUGCCGGGAUGGCGAGUGGGAACUUUGAGGAGAUCCCGCAGCGGGAAGGGACUGUGGGAGCGGAGCUGCCGAGGACGUCCCAGAGCCCCAAGCCGGAGGAUACUGAUGAGGCUCUCCAUUGCCAUUCUGCCCCCCUGGCAGGGAAACUGAGUCAAUCCAGAGCUGGUGUCGAAGCUGAAUAUGACAGAGUGUCUUGGGGAACCCAGGCCAGGGAGAGAGCGAAUACGUGUCCCGAGUGUGGGAAAAGCUUCCCUUGGAGCUCCCGGCUCCUCCGACACCAGAGAUCCCACACCGGGGAGCGCCCCUACCAGUGCCCUGACUGUGGGAAGGGCUUCGUCGAGAGCUCAGGCCUGAUCCAGCACCAGCGUACUCACACCGGGGAGCGCCCUUUCAGCUGCGGUGUGUGCGGGAAGAGUUUUGGCCUGAGCUCCCACCUGAUCCGCCACCAGCAAACCCACACCGGGGAGCGCCCCUACCAAUGCCCCGACUGCGGGAGGGGCUUCCUGCGGCGCUCCCAGCUCACCCUGCACUGCCGCACCCACACGGGAGAGAGACCCUAUAAAUGCCCUGAGUGCGGGAAGGGCUUCAGCGAGAUCCGCAACCUGAACCGGCACCAGCGCAGCCACACGGGGGAGCGGCCCUAUAAAUGCCCUGACUGCGGGAAGGGCUUUGCUCAGAGCUGCCACCUCCUGCAGCACCAGCGCACCCACACAGGGGAGCGGCCCUACAGGUGCCCCUGCGGGAGGGGUUUUGUCCGCAGCUCCCAGCUGAUCCGGCACCAGUCGGUUCAUACAGGGGAGAAACCAUACAAAUGUCCUAUCUGCGGGAAAUGCUUCACUCAAGGAUCCACCCUGGCCGGCCACCUGCGGAUCCACACUGGGGAGAGACCCUUCAAAUGCCCCCAGUGUGGGAGGAGCUUUAGCUUCCGCCAGUACUCGUACCUGGUCACCCACCGGCGCGUCCACACCGGGGAGCGGCCCUACAACUGCGCCCAGUGCGGCCGGGGCUUCUCCCAGCGCUCCAGCCUCAUCCGGCACCGCCGCACCCACACGGGCGAGAGGCCCUACCGGUGCCCCGACUGCGGCAAGGCCUUCGCCCUCAGCGCCUCCCUCCUGACCCACCAGCGCACCCACACCGGGGAGCGCCCCUACAGCUGCGCCCAGUGCGGACGGGGGUUCAGCCAGCGCUCGGCUCUGGUCACCCACCAGCGCACCCACACCGGGGAGAGACCCUACAAGUGCCCCGACUGCGGGAAGAGCUUUGCCAUCCGCUCCCACUGCACCGCUCACCAGAGGACCCACGGGGAUCCAGGCGGGGAGCCCCCCUACCGGUGCCCCCAGUGUGGGGAGGGCUUCCGGCUCCGCACGCCGUUCCUGCAUCACCGGCGCAGCCACGCGGGCGGCAGACCCCACCGCUGCCCCGACUGCGGGAAAGGAUUCUCCCGCAACUUCCUGCUCCAGACGCACCGGCGGAUCCACACCGGGGAGCGGCCCUACCCCUGCCCCGACUGCGGGCGCCGCUUCCGGCAGAGCUCCCACCUCGCCCACCACCGGGCCACCCACACCGGAGAGCGGCCCUACCGCUGCAGCCGCUGCGGGGACGCCUUCCCCUGCAGCUCGGAGCUCUUCCUGCACUACCGCACCCACACCGGGGAGCGGCCCUACCAGUGCCGCGACUGCGGGCGCAGCUACACCACCAACGGCAGCCUGCGGCGGCACCGUGCCAGCCACGCCCUGGGCUAGGGCUGCAGCCGGCUCGGCCCAGGGGCACCCUCCUGGGCAAGGGGCUGCAUCUUCCUGCCUCUAGGCAUGGCCUUUCGGACUGUUUGUUGGACGGCUUGUACUGGGGAAGAGAGCUAGGGACGGGUUAUAGGGGGCUAGCGGUGGAUCAUUCCAGGAGAGAGAAGGAACACAGGGCGGGAUCGACGGGUCAUACAGGUCUAGAGCUGGGUCAUACCUGUUAGACUGUGAAAAGCAGCUCCGCUCCAUCUUCCCCUGGUCCUGAAGAUGAGGUUUUCAAAAUGAUCUGAAGUGUGCGUGUAUUUUUCCAAGCACCUUGAAAUAGAGCGUGAGUGUAUCUCUCUGUUCUUAGAUGCAGAUCUGUGUUCUGGGGCUCAAUAGAACAAUCAGCCGACCCACAGAUUGUGCCGGCAGGGGGUGCAAUGUUGGUAGGCCCUGGUGGCAGCUAUCAGGUGACAAUGACAGACCUCCUUAGCGCCACUUAGGGAGUAGAGAGAGCCGCCGAGAAAGGAAGCGACUGCCAGGAGACAUGGCGGGUCAGAGCUGAGCUGGUUGCAAGCACCGAGCCCUAGGAGAUCAGCCUGGGUUGGAGUCAGCAAGUCAAGAGAAGGAGGUGGGAGCAUGACCCUGAGAGGCAGCAGAGGCAGAGAUUCUUGGUCACAGAGCCCACUGGAGGGGCAAAGGUGGGGAUUGUGCUGCGGGGAAACUGCCGGCUGUUUCUUUUCUGCGGCGUAUAGGGAAACAGGGUCCUGUGGGCAUUCUUUGUAAAUAAACACCAUCACACCUGGAAUAGACCUGCCUUGUCUCAGCGAGGUGCUGUCUACAGAGGAACAGCCUUGCAAGGCCCUGGCUAUUGGCUAAGACCUCAGGCUGGAAGGUUACAGGGUAUGGACACGAUACCUUGCCCCAGAUUAAUCCUGGGUCAGUCAGUCCCUUGGGAAGAGAGCAGCAUGAGCCUGAAGCAGCACCGAUCUGCCCCCAUCUGGACCCCAGACGGGGUGGACCAAUGUUCUAGGGUGGUCCAGAGAAUCUUCUUUUUAGCUGCCUGGCCGGUGGGUCUUGCUCGCAUGCUGAGGAAUGACCGAUUAGGGGUCAGGAAGGAAUUUUCCCCCCAGGUCAGAUUGGCUGGGGCCAUGGGCAGGGUGGUUGUCAACUUCCCAUGCAGCAAGGGGUGCGGGUGGCCAGCUGUUGAACGUCUGGGCAUAGAAUUACAGAGUUGUAGGGCUGAAAGGGACCUCAAGAGGUCAUCAAGACCAGCCCCCUGUGCUGAUGCGGGACCAAGACCAUCCCUGACAGGUGUCUGUGUAACCUACUCUUGAAAACCUCCAGUGACGGGGAUUCCACAAUCGCCCGGGGCAAACCUGUUCUCGCACUUCACUACCCGAGAGUUAGGAAGUUUUUCCUUAUCACUAACCUACAUCUCCCUGGCUGCAGAAUGAGCCCAUUAUUUCAUGUCCUACCUUCAGUGGAGGUGAAAAACAAUUGAUCACUGUCCUCCUUAUCACAGCCCUUAACAUAUUUGAAGACUGUUACCAGGUCCCCCCCUCUGUCUUCUUUUCCCAAGAGUAACAUGCCUGGUUUUUUUUUUUUUAACUUUUCCUCCUAGGUCAGGUUCUCUGAACCUUUUAUCAUUUUUGUUCCUCUUCUCUGGACUCUCUCCAAUUUGGCCACAUCUUUCCUAAAGUGCGGUGCCCAGAGCUGGACACAGUGCUCCAGCUGAGUUCUCAUCAGUGCUGAGGAGAGCAGGACAUUGACCUUCCAUGCCUUACAUACAGCAUUCCUGGUAAUACACCCCAGAAUGAUACCAGCCUUUUUUGCAGAGGCAUCCCAUGGUUGACUCAUAGUCAAUUUGUGACCCACUGUAACCCUCACAUCCUUUUCAGCAGCACUGCCACCUAGCCAGUUGUUCCCCAUUUUGUAGUUGUUCUUUUGAUUUUUCCCUCCUAAAUAAAGAACUUUGCACUUCUCUGUA